This is a messenger RNA of Penicillium coprophilum, 1587 nucleotides long. Its product is annotated as cytochrome P450. Gene Ontology annotation, molecular function: oxidoreductase activity, acting on paired donors, with incorporation or reduction of molecular oxygen; monooxygenase activity; iron ion binding. Lineage: Eukaryota; Fungi; Ascomycota; Eurotiomycetes; Eurotiales; Aspergillaceae. The coding region runs from base 1 to 1587 and encodes 528 amino acids. The record is from RefSeq and is a predicted model, not a curated record. The transcript has 4 exons.
AUGAGUUUUGUUCCACUGGUCGGCUGGCUCGUCGCCGCUACAGUGCUAUGGCUUGCUGCUGCGGCGAUUUCUUCCAGAGCUCGCCUGUCCGGAGGACCCCCUACACUUCCCUUUAUUGGGAAUAUGCAUCAGCUCCCUCGAGCUGGGAUACACCUACACUUUACCAAAUGGGCUAAAAAAUACGGCGCCAUCUUACCGAUCAAGAUCGGCCGGGGGACCAUGGUCGUCCUCUCCUCACCCCAUGACGCCGUCCAAAUCCUUGACAGGCAAGCGGCAUAUACAAGCCACCGCCCACCAUCGUAUAUCCUCGGAGAGCUCGUCUUCAAAGGGGACCACCCCAUGUUCAUGGACGCAGACGAGCGGUGGAAACUCCGCCGCAAGCUCUACUUCCAGCUCGUCAACGAGGCCCGGUGCAACGCCGAACACCUCGGUCUCAUUGAGGCCGAAGCAACGCAGCUGCUCCUUGAUAUCUGUCUCGAGCCGGAGUCACUGAUGUACCACCCUGGUCGGUAUAGCAAUAGUAUUAUCAUGAGUUUGGUCUUCGGCAUCCGCACGCCCAGAUACGACACCCCCCAUUAUCUCGAGCUCCAGCGGGUUGUUACUGAGAUGAGUGGUCUCGGUGAAAUCGGCGCCAGUCCGCCAGUUGACUGGCUGCCGGUGCUCAAGUACGUCCCCGAGCGAUUCUGGGGCAAUUGGCGGACUCGCGCUGCGAGUCUCCGGAAACGUAUUCUCGACUUGCACGCGCCGCUCGUGGAGCGUGUGAUUGAACGGCGCAGGAAUGAAAUCGGGCAUCACGGCUCGUUCAUCGAUGGCGUGCUCGAUCAACAGGAUAAACUACAGCUCGCAAAGACGGAGAUUGAAAUCAUGUGUGGAAAUCUGCUGGAGGGGGGCACGGACACGAUGGCCACGACGCUUCUGGUCUUCUGCCAGGCUAUGGCUACUAAUCCGCACGUCCAGGAGGAGGCCCAGCGAGAGAUGGACGCGGUCGUGUCCGAUACCGAGAUGCCAUGCUGGAACCACCGCGAGAAACUGCCCUACAUCACUAUGAUCACCAAGGAGCUCCUGCGCUGGCGACCCCCAGCACCAGAGUCCUUCCCUCAUGCUCUCGCCAAAGACGCCGAAAUCGGGGGCACAAGAUUCCCCAAAGCCACGGCCCUCAUCAUCAAUAUCUGGGGCAUCCACCACGACGCGAAGACCUAUAUCAACCCGUCGACAUUCGACCCCAGCCGCUUCGCCCACCAGCCCCAUCCGGCAUCUGUCUACGCAAACUCCCAGGACGCCAGCAAGCGCGACCACUUUGGCUACGGUAUCGGGCGGCGCAUCUGCCCCGGCAUCCAUCUCGCCGAACGCGCCCUCUUCGUUGCGGUUGCGAGGAUGGUCUGGGGUCUUACGAUCCGGCUGCAGAAGGAUGAGCAUGGUGAUCCGAUUCCGCUGGAUGUGAGCCCGGAGACGGCGUACUCAGAAGGCUUUUUGAAUCAGUGUCGGCCGUUUAAGGUGGAUGUGAGCCCACGGUCGGAGGGGAGGAAGGAUGUUAUUCUGACGGCUAAGGCUACGGCUGACUUCGAUGUCUUUGCGAAAUAUUCGUAG